AAUGUACUCUGUGGGAGGAGGGACUUCGUAUGAUUUUAUUGAUUUUGAAUGAAUAAGUUUGAUAUGAAAACUGUGUUAAAUAUAAAUAGUUAAUUUACUUCAACGUAGUUUUAGGAGAUGAGCAUAUCUCAUAGUAUUAAAUAGCGUUAAUAUGGUAUUUGCAAAACGCUUUGUUUCAUCGCGACCCUGACCCUCAGAUUAGGUUGGCUACCUAAAUUUUCUAAGAAUUCCUCAGACUCAAGAACUUACUAAAUGAUACGAGAGUUCUAUGACAGUUCAGACGAAGAUGAAAUGGAAAAUCAGUAUCAGAUAGACCCAGAAUGUCUAGUCCUUACUCGACCAGACCGUGACAUGCAUAAUCGGUGCUGUGGCGGAAAGGCUUGGUGCAUAAAAGACAUAUGUGGCAUCAUUUGUGCGGUUUUGACAUGGCUACUGAUACUGUAUGCCGAAUUUGUGGUUAUGAUGGUGAUGCUCUUGCCAGGGCUAUCCACAUAUCCUUUCUACAGUUAUGUAAAUAUCUUCGUGUUCCAGAGUCUGGCAUUCUUAGCAUUUGCUUCCCAUCUCAGGACCAUGUUUACUGAUCCUGUAAGUAAAUAAAUUUUAAAUACUUAUUUUUUCAUUAAUUCCAAAUGUUCAUAACAAGAUAUGUAAUCAGGUCUAUAAUUGCUAUCUUUAUUUUAAAUACUUAAAUUAUGGUAAUUAUAGUUUAAUUAAUUAAUUUUGUCCUGUGUAGUGGCAGUGUAAGAAUAUCCACUACCCCAUAUAUUCCCGUGGGUGUAGUAAGAGGCGACAAAGGGAAACUAAGGUAGAAGAUGGUUAGUAGCAUCAUUCUGAUAACAGCAAAAUUGCAAAUAAAAAAAAUCUGCGAUUGCCAUCCCACUCGCCAAUCGUGGCAACUAUGGCUAACAUUCCCCUAUGAGCAACGACGCAAAGAAACGGCCCCCAGUUACUGGCCGCUCCGCUAUGUCUGGCUAUGAUAGUGACCAUGAUAACGGCUGGGCAGGGGGUGCUAAGUAUAUCUGGUGAGGGUUCGGUUGCCACCUAAGACCUGUUAACAUUUAAAGCACGUACCCUGAGGGUUGACCCUGACCAGGGUUGCGUACCUUAUAAUCAGAAUCACCAAACAGUAUUUGUUGAAGGUCACACAGGCUUACGCACCAACCUUGCCCCAUCCCAAUGAGGAGGUGGAGGAAAUGUAUGAGGAUAUAUAUCUCUGGAGCUAUGCAUUCGUCCAAAACUCACUAUAUGGUGUUAAUGGGAGACUUCAACUUUACUACAUAACUAGGCACAAGAAAGUUCAGUAAUGUCUAAGUGAUCGCGAGGACGUAAAUUGGUAGCGAUCACCGUAUGGUGAGAGGCACACUGAACCUCAACGUUAAGUUGGAGAGGUCACGUCUAAUGAAGUCAACACUCCGUCCCCCUCAUCCCUUAAUCUAAUGCCCCGAAAACUUUCAGCUCGCGUUACAAAACCGUUUUCAGUGCCUAGAAGUACUGCAUUGCAGUGGACAAUAUGAAUGACAAACUCAUGGAAGCUGUACAUACGGUCGGAGCUAACUUCUGCAAGACCUGUCGCAGAAGUACGCAAAACCUCUCCGAUCACUCUUAAUCUCAUGGCUAUUAGACGGGAAAUGAAGCUGCAGUCUUCAACAGAUUUCAUAGCAUACAGGCAAUUGAAUAGACAGAUCAACAAAUGCAAGCGGCGGGAUUUACGCAACUUCCAUACAGCUCGUAUUGAAGAAGCGAUCAAGCAGAACCAGGGCUGCAAAGUCUUUGCCAGAGUUCUGUCUGCCAGAAAGAGUCAACUGUCGAAGCUGAAGACUGAAUGUGGCAGGAUCGUUUCCGGGAUACCUUACACUUUGAGUAAGAUAGAGGUUCUAUGGGCAGCUACACAUCAUCGUUGGGGUCACACGCAAGUGUGAGUAACGAUCCUAAUACCAAGUAUUAUCCGACACUAUUCCGAUGAUAUCCUGGACGUCAGUUUGAGCGAGAGUAGAAUGGCUCUCCAACACUUUAAAAAGGUCCCAGGUGAGGAUGGAAUUACAGCAGAGCUUCUGAAAUCUUGUGGAAAACCAGUAUGCUUGAAGUCCUUCAGAAGCUCUUUAAUUCCGUCCUCCAUGGUGGCACUACUCUGGAGGCAUGGAGCAAAAGUGCGGUGGUCUUGUUCUUCAAGAAAGACGAUAACGCUCUCUUGAAGAACUACAGACCGAUUUCCCUUCUGAGCCGCGUCUAUGUGCUGUUUUCGAGAGUCAUUACUAAUCGUCUUGCACACAGACUCGACGACUUUCAGCCUCCCGAACAAGCCGGUUUCCAAAAAGGCUUUAGUACCAUAGACCACAUAUGUACUUACCCUUCGGUAAAUUGUAUAAGAAUACAAUCUGCCACUUUUUCUUGCUUAUGUGGAAUAUAAGAAAGCUUUUUAUUUCGUCGAAAUUGCGCCAGUGCUACAGUCGCAAUUGAAUCGCUGGAGGACUAUGCUCAAUGACUUCAAUAGUGCCUCCCAACGGAUAGGUCUUAAGAUGAACAUGGACAAAACAAAGAUCAUGUACGAGGGGACACUAAAAGUUUUUAGGAAAUCAAAAACUGAACAAACUAUCAAGUUAUUAGUUUUAUUAUAUCUUUUUAAAAUAGUGUCCAUUUACAUCGAUACAUCGCUGCAUCCGAUGGAACCACUGAGAAAAGCACUUUGCGCACUCGUCCUUAGGGGUCUUUUAGACGGCAUUUUGAAUCGUAGCCACUGCUUCCUCGGUGUCCAUAUAACGUUUUCCCCGAAGUUUUUCUUUUAUUUUCGGAAAUAAAUAAAAAAAUCGCAAGGUUCGGUCGGGGCUAUAGGGCGGGUGACAGUAAUUCCACGUCUGACGUCGCCAAGUAGUCGAUUGUUUGCUUGGCGGUGUGCGACGAGGCUUUAUCGUGGUGAAGGAGGAACGUACUGCGAGGGAGUUUCUCCCGAACUUUUUUCAAGACAAGUGGCAAACAAUUGUUAGUGUACCACUGUGCAGUAACUGUUUUCGGAUCCUCUAUAACAAUUGUUGCGUAAUGACCUGUCCUUCCGAAGAACGAGGCCACCAUCUUUUUUUCCAUGCUUCGACCUCUCUUCACUUUAGUUGGCAACUCCUCGGAACGAAACACCCAGACGGCAGACUGUCUCUUAGUUUCAGGAUCAUAACAAUAACUCCAGCUUUCGUCAACCGUGUGUCGAACACAGCAUUUGAGUCACUUCCGUUAAAUCUUUGAACCAUUCAUUUCACGACACCAAUCAACACGACGGAGUUUUUAGGCUUCUCUCAAAUUAUGAGGUAUCCACAGGGCACAAAGCUUCGCAUACUCGCUGAGCGACCUUGAGCUUCCUCAUGCGGCCAGCUGUGAAGGACCAGUCUCAGAUCCAUAAGUCAUCACUGGCAACACGCACUGGUUGUAGUCUCGUUUUCCUUUCAUCUUCAUUUUGGAAGUUAUAACGAUGGUAUGUUAGCUGGCCCGCAGACAUUGUUCUGCUCUGCCAAUAGAUUGCAUGUUGAGUUUUACUCCAAAUUCAUCCCAGACUUAAGUGUGAAUAUU
This is a messenger RNA of Parnassius mnemosyne (clouded apollo), 3552 nucleotides long. The record is from the annotation of a GenBank genome assembly. Lineage: Eukaryota; Metazoa; Arthropoda; Insecta; Lepidoptera; Papilionidae.